Lagenorhynchus albirostris (white-beaked dolphin) is the source of this 2078-nucleotide messenger RNA. It is a transcript of the gene ABHD12, whose product is annotated as abhydrolase domain containing 12, lysophospholipase. Gene Ontology annotation, cellular component: endoplasmic reticulum membrane. Gene Ontology annotation, biological process: phosphatidylserine catabolic process; monoacylglycerol catabolic process. NCBI's taxonomy places the organism in Eukaryota, Metazoa, Chordata, Mammalia, Artiodactyla, Delphinidae. The record is from RefSeq and is a predicted model, not a curated record. The coding region runs from base 154 to 1719 and encodes 521 amino acids. Gene Ontology annotation, molecular function: monoacylglycerol lipase activity; phosphatidylcholine lysophospholipase A1 activity. The transcript has 14 exons.
CCGGCCCCGCCCCGACCCCGGCCGGCAGGGACGUCAGGGCGGCGGGCUCCAAGCGGCGGCGGCGGUGGUGGCUCACCUGAGCGGCUGCUCCCCUGAGCGGCGGCGGGUGGCGAGGCCCGGGGCGAGGGUGAGGCCGGCGGUGCUGGCCACGGGAUGAGGAAGCGGACCGAGUCAGUCGCCCUGGAGCAUGAGCGCCACGCCGCCUCGGGCUCGUCCUCCGCCGGCUCGGCCGCCGCGGCGCUGGACGCCGACUGUCGCCUGAAGCAGAACCUGUACCUGGCGGGCCCCGGGCCGGCCGAGCCGCGCUGCGCCGCCGACGCAGGCAUGAAGCGGGCGCUGGGCAGGCGAAAGGGCCUGUGCUUCCGACUGAGGAAGAUACUCCUCUGUGUCGUGGGGUUGUACGUGGCCAUUCCAUUUCUCAUCAAACUGUGUCCUGGGAUACAGGCCAAACUGAUUUUCUUGAAUUUCGAAAACCCUGACAACUUGAGGAUAUGGGGAGGGGGAAGGGUGAGCUGUGACAAAGUGAGAGAGAGGCAUGGACGUAUAUACACUACCAAACUGCGCGUUCCCUAUUUCAUUGAUUUGAAAAAACCACAGGAUCAAGGUUUGAAUCACACCUGUAAUUACUACCUCCAGCCAGAGGAAGACGUGACCCUUGGAGUCUGGCACACUGUCCCCGCUGUCUGGUGGAAGAAUGCCCAAGGGAAGGACCAGAUGUGGUAUGAGGAUGCCUUGGCUUCUAGCCACCCGAUCAUCCUGUACCUGCACGGGAACGCGGGCACCAGAGGAGGCGACCACCGGGUGGAGCUUUACAAGGUGCUGAGUUCCCUUGGCUACCACGUGGUUACCUUUGACUACAGAGGUUGGGGUGACUCAGUGGGAACGCCGUCGGAGCGGGGCAUGACGUACGACGCACUCCAUGUUUUUGACUGGAUCAAAGCGCGAAGUGGAGACAACCCUGUGUAUAUUUGGGGCCAUUCCCUCGGCACCGGAGUGGCCACAAACCUGGUGCGGCGCCUCUGUGAGCGAGAGACACCUCCAGAUGCCCUCAUAUUGGAAUCUCCAUUUACUAACAUCCGCGAAGAAGCUAAGAGCCAUCCAUUCUCAGUGAUCUAUCGAUACUUCCCUGGGUUUGACUGGUUCUUCCUUGAUCCCAUCACAAGCAGUGGAAUUCAGUUUGCAAAUGAUGAAAACGUGAAGCAUAUCUCCUGCUCCCUGCUCAUCCUGCACGCCGAGGAUGACCCUGUCGUGCCCUUCCAGCUUGGCAGAAAGCUCUACAACAUUGCUGCACCGUCACGCAGCUUCCGAGACUUCAAGGUUCAAUUCAUCCCCUUCCACUCGGACCUUGGCUACAGGCACAAGUACAUCUACAAGAGCCCUGAGCUUCCACGGAUCCUGAGGUUUCCUCCUCUGGUCCAGGGAAUUCCUGGGGAAGUCGGAACCAGGGCGCCAGCACUGAGUGUUACUCGCCACCUGAAGGAGCAUGAAGAUGUCUGCCCUUGUCCCCCCCUUCCUCCGGCCAGCCCGGCACCCUGGAGAUGUGCCUGGAGAGAGAACUCGGAUGCCAGCGGGCCAGGCAGAGGAGGCCCUGGCAGACCUGAGGCGCCCGCCCCGGGUGGCUGGGAGCACAGGUUUCUGUGGACAGCGUCGGGGGCGGGCAUGUGGCCCUCUCUCCCUCUUGCUGCCACUCAACCUGAGGUCUUGUUGGGAAGACAGUGACAGAACUUUCUGGCCAUCGGCUAGUUGAUCCCACACUUCCUGAGCUGGGCACCAGGAGCCUGGGGCAGGAGGCGUGGGGUCUUGGGACCACGUUGAGCUUUCUGGCACCACCCUCAAGAAUGUGGGGAAACUUGGGUUCUUUCUGUCCCUUCCCAGAACGGACUCUAGUGGUUCCAUCAGCCCCUCCUGCCCUGUGCACCCCGCUUGCCUUCCUUGGUGUCCCUGCCUCCCUGGGCGGCCCCACUGCUCCCAGCGGGGGAGGUGCCCGUGGUCUGCCUUCAUCCGAUUUCCACCCACCUGUCUACCUAACCUGGCCUUAGACGGAGCAUUUAUUUAAGAAUAAAAUCGUGGUGGUGGUC